AUGCGGCUCCUGGCGCUGGCCGGCGGCGCUGCUGCGCGGGCUCCGGCCCCGGAGGUCUGUGAGGCCCUCAAUGUCACCGUGACCCCGGGGCCUGUGGUUGACUACCUGGAGGGGGAAAAUGCCACUCUCCUCUGCCACGUCUCCCAGAAGAGGCAGAGGGACAGCUUGCUGGCGGUGCGCUGGCUCUUCUCGCGCUCGGACUCCCAGGAGGCCCUGAUGGUUAAGAUGACCAAGCUCAGGGUGGUGCAGUACUACGGGAACUUCAGCCGCAGCGCCAGUCGGCGGAGGCUGCGCCUGCUGGAGGAGCGGCGGGGCGCGCUCUACAGGCUCUCCGUCUUGGCCCUCCGGCCGGCGGAUCAAGGACAUUAUGUCUGCAGAGUCCAGGAGAUCAGCAAGCACAGGAGUAAGUGGACGGCUUGGUCCAACGGCUCCUCCGCGACCGAAGUGAGAGUGAUUUCUCUCAAAGCUUCUGAAGAUUCAUCUUUUGAGAAAAAGAAGACGACUUGGGCAGUUUUUGAAGAUCUCUACGUGUACGCCGUCCUCGUGUGCUGCCUCGGCAUCCUCAGCAUCCUGCUCUUCCUGCUGGCCGUCGUCUGGCAGUCUGUGUUCAGCAAGAGGAAACCCAGAGUGAGACAUUAUUUGGUGAAAUGCCCUCAGAACAGCUCAGGGGAGACUGUCACCAGCGUGACCAGCCUGGCCCCACUGCAGCCCAAGAAAGGCAAGAGGCGGAAGGAGAAGGUUGAUGUCCCUCCUGCAGUCCCUGCCAAAGCUCCGGUGGCGCCUGCGUCCCACAGGCCGAAGCUGCUGAAACCGCAGAGGAAGGUCGCCCUGCCAAAGAUAGCCGAGGAAAACUUGACCUACGCUGAGUUGGAGCUGAUCAAACCCCACCAGGUGGCCAAAGGCCUCCCCACCAGCACGGUGUAUGCCCAGAUCCUCUUCGAGGAGCACAAGCUGUAACCUCACCUCCUCCUCUGUGGUUCUGUUGAACACUAGCCACCCAGGAUUUAUGGAACUUUGGAGACAAGGGCCUUAUUUUUGUGUUUUCACUUGUGCCUUUUGAGUGGUGGGGUGCCCCUUUCCAGGGGCAUCCCGGGUGCCUUCACCAAGAGGUACGAGGCUGUUCCCCACAAAGGAGCGGGGGCCACAGCCCUUGCACAAAUGUCCCCGGGCAAAGUGUUUCUGGGCCCGAGCCCUGCGGCACCAGGACUCUGAUUCUGAGGGCGCCCAAGGAGAUUUUCUGCUGAGCCAAAUCCCUUCACCUUUUCUUCUUCUUUCUGUGGGUUUUACCUUUUAAAUAUCUUCUCUAAAUCAUAAUUGUACUCUUCUGCCCUUCCUGCAUCUGUGGUAGAAGCUCGAAGUGUACAGCUAGAGCAAGCGUCGCUGCAGGCCCAGUGUGAGGGGCAGACACGUGGCGGCUGGUUUCCCAAGCACCAGCUAACAUUGCUAGGGCCCGGACCGCAGCAGACUGCCGGCCGCACACAGCCGCUCAGGGUGGGUGGCAUCUCUUGUUUUAAAUAGGUGCACUGACCCCGGAGAUGUAAGGACAGAGGCCAGAUUGUGGGGAAGCCCGAGGUCUGUCUCCGAAUGCCACGUGUGUGGCUGCCCACCGUGAUGUCCUGAGGCCUCAGGACAAGCAGAACACCCUUCUAGAGGGCUGCAUCCUUUCGGCAGUGUGGCCCCAUACUGAUGUAGACACAUUCUUCAAGAGUUCUUACUCUUUUCUAGAGGAGCAGAGGCCUUGGUCAGCCAUUGGCACCUGGAGCAGGUGGGUCCCUCACGGUGUGCGAGCUCAGGUAGCGCUAGCCGAAUGCCCGCUCUCUGAGAACCAAGGCUGCUGCCAGGCCCCCUCGGGGCAGGGGAGCGGGAAGUGCGAGCCGAGGUGGGGACAUGUCUUCUGGAGACUCUGCUCUUGCCCAGUGCCUUGCCCUUCACAGCCUUGGACGUGGGUCCUGGUGGGUUUGGGUGGGGCCGGGACACGUGUGGAAAGAGCUCUGUGGACCUGUAUGACACCCAUGAAUCGCACUCACUGGGGCUGGAUCCAUUCUGGAAGCGUCAUCCUGUCCCCCGUGUUGAUAAGGACAUUCCUUGACAUGUGAGUGUGUUCUGGGUGGCUGUUCACUGCACCCUAUAGAAACCGUUUGGCUAUGUAUUGGACCAUGUAUAUGCAACAAAUGAACUGUUUUAAACACA
Microcebus murinus (gray mouse lemur) is the source of this 2190-nucleotide messenger RNA. Its product is annotated as V-set and transmembrane domain-containing protein 4. Gene Ontology annotation, cellular component: membrane. Lineage: Eukaryota; Metazoa; Chordata; Mammalia; Primates; Cheirogaleidae. The record is from RefSeq and is a predicted model, not a curated record.